AUGCCCCCUCGUAUUCGGAGUUGCUUGAUUCAGGAUAAGGCUGCAGGUUGCAGUGUUUCAACCCAUCUCUGGUAUGAUUGUUGUAACCUCCCCGUUAAUACAUUAUCGAGAACCAGGUCUUAUACUGCUUACAACUUGACCGACUUGAAUGGCGUCAAGGUUGAUACAAUGUCCAGGCGUCUACAACGAACAUCAGAGCCAUCAUUGCUACGCCUGGAGGAACCUUCAGCAACGACGACGACGACAACAGCCGAGUGCAUAGCAACAACAACAGCAACAGCAACCGAAAGCAGGACAAGUGAUAACGAGACCAAAAGUCAAGAGGGGUUAGAGGAAUUCAUAUCGAUGCUUGCUGGCAAUGGCACAAGGAAGGAUCCAAAUGAUACCAUUAAUGAAGCUACAGCCAACAUUGAUCAUUUGCUUGCCAUCAUGAAGAGUCGUCAAAUGGGUCGUGGCAUGCUUCACCAUAUACCACCCGAGGAAUAUCAUCCAUCCAACAACAAUACCGUUUUCAAUUUCAUGUUUGAAUCCAACAAGUCCACCACCAAUACCGAUGACAAUGCAGAUAGCAAACCAAGUGCACUAUCACCUUCAGACUUUCGAUUUUCAUUCACAUCCAAAGAGUCUUUAGCGACAUCGAGCCCUCGCAGCAGCAACAUCAAUAUUCGUCGAUACAGAGGAGGAGGAGGGAAGAUUACGACACCCAAUGUCUUUUAUUCUACAGCAUACGAUGAUGAUUGUGAUGAUGAGGAGGAGGAGGACGAUGAUGAUGGACAAAACGAAUAUGAGAGUGAUGAUGAUGGACAUACAAGUGCUCAGCAUAGUCGACAUUCCGGCAGCAUGAUUCCUACCCAUUCGGAUAUUUCAAAGUUACCCCAGCAUUUGCAACAUCGAAAGAUCCUUCCUCUCCCAAAACCUCGAUGGAAACGCAAAGGAUUACAGAAACCCACCACCUCCAAUGAUAAAGAUCAACAGCCAUCAGCAAACAAUCAUACCACAUCAUCAUCAUCAUCACCACCAUUAACACCUUACAUUUGGCAAUUCUCACCACCUGCUCGCGAGAUACAACAAAGAUAUUCAGAACACGAAGAUUGGGGAAUGAGCAGGCUAUCUUUGGCAGAUGAUCCAAAUUGUCUUUUUCAAGAAGUCUUUACGGGUGACGAUUCCAGCUACCGAGACAACGCCAAAAAGAUGAAACGAAGUACGGGCAGCGAAUUAGCAUCAUUACCAUCAGCAGAAUAUGAUGAAAGAAAGUCGACUCUCAGGAGAAAGGAUCGCAAAUGGAGGAAUAGCAACAACAACCACAGCAACAGUAGUAACAAUAGCAACAACGUAGCAACGGAUGGUUCACGGACAACACCUGGCAUUCAAUUACCAGAAUCAGCAUUUGACUUUGCCAUGGAUAAAAGAACACGUGAUCAGCUGAAAGGAUUACCCACGUUGGAUGAUUUACCUCGACCAAAAUCAGUAUCUUUGGGAUUAUCGAAUGUACUACGGCAAGCAAUGACGCCUGUUGCCCCCUAUGUUUCUCCACCAUCACCACCACCUCCUCCUCCAGCACCUCCAUCAUCGUCGACAACAAGAAAAUCAACCAUUGCAUCUCCUCCACCACCUCCACCACCUGCUACACCACAUUCAUCAUCGUCAUUAACACAAUCCAAACCUGCUGUCACAACACGAACAAAGCGAAAUGAAUCUAUACCUACUGCUACUACCAAGAAAAAAGGAAAAGCAAAUGACCAUUCCAAUGAACCAAGCAAGACCAUCGUAGAUAAACCGGUGACAGUGUCAUCAGCAAAUACCAAACGUGGGAAAAAGGGAUCCAGGAAGAAAAAGACCAAUGACGACGAUUCCCAUAACAAGAGUAACCAAGCACUUGUAUCUGAUAUUGCAUUGAUACGAAAUCCUGAUCCCGAUGAAUGGAUAUGUGUCUUUUGCCAAUAUGAGAUCUUGUGUCGUGGAUUGGAGGCGGCUCGUCGUAAAGGUGGUUAUUAUCGUCGACGGCGUGAAAGGCGACGGCGAUUGAGAGAAGUGGAAGCACGUCGUGCUGGUGAAUGCAUCUCUGGAGCAACAAGUGACUUUGAAGACGAUCCACCUGUGAUUGAUGAUUUGACACAUGGCCCUUCUCUACCACCACCUCCUCCACCCCCUCCAUUACCACCCACCACCACACCCACAACAACAACAGCAGAUGCGAUAUCAACCCCUUACAGUACUAUUACUACUACCACUACCAUCAUGGAUCAUCGUCAUCACCAUCAACGCAAAGGAAAAGGCAAUCGUGUUGCAUAG
Messenger RNA from Lichtheimia ornata, 2292 nucleotides. RefSeq lists its product as uncharacterized. The record is from RefSeq and is a predicted model, not a curated record. The transcript has 5 exons. Bases 1 to 2292 code for a protein of 763 amino acids. Lineage: Eukaryota; Fungi; Mucoromycota; Mucoromycetes; Mucorales; Lichtheimiaceae.